AUGGCCGAAAAUAGCAGCAGCAGCGCCGAUUCCUACAGUUUCGUCGAAAUUCCAGAACUUCCGAACUCCCAGGCCUACGUCAAAGAAAUCAAUAAAAUCUUUGCGGAUUUGAGAGCAAGAGAGCCGGAAGCUGAGGAGCUCACCCAGAAUAUUUUUAUGCUCAUCGGAAUGGCCAAAGCCGCCAAGAAGAAGAUGGAGCUGGAGAAUAAGAACAAGGUUGACAUCGACGUCGUCAUGGACGCCAUCGGAUCGCUUCAGAUCAAAGCUUUCGGUGAAAAAUAA
Messenger RNA from Caenorhabditis briggsae, 282 nucleotides. The coding region runs from base 1 to 282 and encodes 93 amino acids. The transcript is spliced from 3 exons. Lineage: Eukaryota; Metazoa; Nematoda; Chromadorea; Rhabditida; Rhabditidae. The record is from RefSeq and is a predicted model, not a curated record.